ACUCCAUUCGCUCUCACUGGCCUUCCUCGUCUCUUCCAGCUCUUCCUUGUCGCAUCUCGACUCAACUCAGCUUGCCAAGUCGCUCCGUGCCGAGGGACUCCGACGGCGUGUUGAGUCGAGGGAGAGACAUUCAAGAAGAGUCGAGACAGGAAGAGGCAGCCUGAGGAUUCUGAAUUUAAUGGUGGAUGGAGUGCAGUAGCUAGGCGCUAGCAGUUGCAUCCGUGCCAUGGAUCCGGAGUGAUCGAAUCCUUCGGGUACAUUUGUAUCCGACCACUUCGUGGAGUCCUGGAGAGGGAUGCACACGCGACGAGCGGCUCAAGCAGAAUCGGUCUGACUCGUAGCAGUCAGGCUCGGAGUUGUUUGGGCUGAUUCAUAAAAUAAAAAUGCUUCGAAAAGUCUGAUUGAAAGAUUAGUUCAGUUCGAUCGUUCUGAAUUAGGAUCGGAUUUUCGAGGGAGCCUGAGGGCGGAUUAGAAAGAGUGUGGGCAGGUUGGUUAGAUCGAGGUCGGGAAAAAUGACGACGCCUCCAGGGGCCAAAUCUAUGAGGAGCAUCACGAGCGCAAGCCUCACGAGCCCGAGGUCCAGCCACGUGCCGGAGAACACUCGCCGGACGACGAGCGGAAGGUACGUCUCGAUCUCUCGAGAAGAGCUCGACCAGACCACGGACGUCGAGCGCGAUGAGAUUAGCGCCGAGACUCCUUACAGGGUGCAAAUUCCGACGACCCCGGACAAUCGGCCCUUGUCCGGGCCCGACUCUCCAGCGCGAUCGGGGGCCAGCCCCGCUCAGCACCGGCAGAGCUCGGUCCGGCCGACGGUGCAGCAAUUCGUGUCGAGCACGAUGUUCACCGGAGGGUACAAGGCGCAGACCCGUGGGCAUGUGCUGGAGCGCGUGACGGGGGAGAACGAUCACGAUCAUCAGAAGGGCAGGGGCAGCACUUGCGCCGUCGGGGGCUGCGACGGAAAGACCAUGAGGGACGUGGACGGGGAGGACAUCUAUCCGUGCAAUUGCAACUUCAAAAUUUGUCGAGAUUGCUACUACGAUGCUGUCCACAACGGAGGCCGCUGCCCCGGCUGCAAAGACGAGUACCUGACCGACCUUCUGGACGUCAACGGCGCGAGCGACGACGACAAGCAGCUCAAGGCCUCGGACCGCAAGGCUCUCCCGAGCCCUGAGUACGAGGAAGACGACGAGCUCGAUAGGAAGGAGAGGAGCCUGUCCGUUCUCAAAAACCCCCCGCUCACCCUGAGCCAGCAGCACCCGGAGUUCGACCAUCAGCGCUGGCUCUACGAGACCAAGGGCACGUACGGCUACGGGAACGCCGUCUGGCCCAAAGAGGCCGGCGGUGGCGGCGGCGACGGCACCACCGGCAAGGCCGGGGCCCCGGCGCCGGCGUUCAACGAGAAGAACCGGCGGCCUCUGACGCGGAAGCUGAACAUCGCUGCCGGCGUCAUCAGCCCGUACCGGUUCCUGGCGAUGCUGCGUCUCGUGGUGCUGGGAUUCUUCCUGGCCUGGCGAAUUCAGAACCCGAACCGGGACGCGAUGUGGCUCUGGGGGAUGUCUGUGGUGUGCGAGAUCUGGUUCGCGUUCUCGUGGAUUCUCGACCAGCUGCCGAAGCUCAGCCCCGUGAACCGGGUGACGGACCUGUCCGUGCUCAAGGAGAAGUUCGAGAAGGUGUCGCCGGACAAUCCUCUGGGCAAGUCGGACCUGCCGGGGAUGGACGUAUUCGUGUCGACGGCCGAUCCCGAAAAGGAGCCCCCGCUCGUCACGGCCAACACCAUCUUCUCCAUCCUGGCCGCCGAGUACCCGGUCGAGAAGCUAUCGUGCUACCUGUCGGACGACGGAGGCGCGCUGCUCUCGUUCGAGGCGCUGGCCGAGGCCGCUAGCUUCGCCCGCGUCUGGGUCCCGUUCUGCCGGAAGCACGCCAUCGAGCCGCGCAACCCCGAGUCGUACUUCCUGACGCGCGGGGAUCCGACCAAAGGGAAGGUGAGGAUGGAUUUCGUGAAGGACCGCCGGAGAGUGAAGCGCGAGUACGACGAGUUCAAGGUCCGCAUCAACGGGUUGACGGAGGCCAUCCGACGGCGAUCCGACGCGUACAACGCGCACGAGGAGAUCCGCGCCCGGCAAGCCCAGAUUGAGCUCCGGGGCGACCCGACGCAGCCCCUGAACGUCCCCAAGGCGACCUGGAUGGCCGACGGCACGCACUGGCCCGGAACGUGGGUCGUCUCCAGCAAGGAGCACAGCCGGGGCGACCACGCUGGCAUCAUCCAGGUCAUGCUGGCGCCCCCGGGCAACGAGCCGAUCCUGGGUAGCGCGGACGAGGAGAACCUGAUCGACAGCAGCGACAUUGACGUGCGCCUGCCGAUGCUGGUGUACGUGUCUCGUGAGAAGAGGCCCGGCUACGACCACAACAAGAAGGCCGGGGCCAUGAACGCGCUGGUGCGCACCAGCGCCAUCAUGUCCAACGGGCCCUUCAUCCUCAAUCUCGACUGCGAUCACUACAUCUACAACUCGCUGGCCAUGCGCGAGGCCAUGUGCUUCAUGAUGGACCGCGGCGGUGACCGGAUCUGCUACGUCCAGUUCCCGCAGCGGUUCGAGGGCGUCGACCCCAGCGAUCGGUACGCCAACCGGAACACCGUCUUCUUCGACGUGAACAUGCGAGCCCUGGACGGACUGCAGGGCCCGGUCUACGUCGGGACCGGUACCUGCUUCCGCCGGAUGGCGCUGUACGGGUUCGACCCUCCCCGCAACCCCAAGGAGCACACGCUCUGGAACUUCUGUUGCGGCGGCGACAAGAAGCAGCGGACCAAGAGGAAGAAGGACAAGGUGACGAAGAUCAAGAGGGAGAUCCAGGUGGCGAGCAUGAACGGAGCGGCGGACGACGAUGACGACGAUGACGUGGUGGCCCGCGGCCUGCUCCCCAAGCAGUACGGGGCCUCGAUGGCCUUCGUUGCGUCCAUUCCCAUCGCGGAGUUCGCCGGGCGGCCAGUCGCGGACCAGGGCAUCCGCAACGGCAGGCCUGCGGGGUCGCUGAGGGGGCCGCGCGAGCCUCUCGACGCGGCCACGGUGGCCGAGGCCAUCAACGUCAUCUCGUGCUUCUACGAGGACAAGACGGAGUGGGGCGAGCGUGUCGGGUGGAUUUAUGGGUCCGUCACGGAGGAUGUGGUUACCGGGUUCAGGAUGCACAACCGUGGUUGGAAAUCCAUCUACUGCGUCACCAAGAGGGAUGCCUUCCGAGGAACCGCGCCCAUCAAUCUGACGGAUCGACUGCAUCAGGUGCUCCGUUGGGCUACGGGGUCCGUCGAGAUUUUCUUCUCGAAGAACAACGCCAUUUUCGCCAACUCGCACAUGAAGAUUCUGCAGCGCGUGGCGUACCUGAACGUCGGCGUGUACCCCUUCACCUCGAUCUUCCUGAUCGUCUACUGCUUCCUGCCGGCGCUCUCGCUCUUCUCGGGCCAGUUCAUCGUGGCGAGCUUGAACGUGACCUUCUUGGCGUACCUGCUCACCAUCUCGGUCACUCUGCUGCUGCUGGCGCUGCUCGAGGUUCGAUGGUCGAAGAUCACGCUGGAAGAGUGGUGGAGGAACGAGCAGUUCUGGGUCAUCGGAGGAACCAGCGCCCAUCUCGCAGCCGUCAUGCAGGGAUUGCUCAAAGUCAUCGCCGGGGUGGAGAUUUCCUUCACGCUGACGACGAAAUCCGGAGGAGACGACAUCGACGAUGAGUUCGCUGAUCUUCACGUGGUGAAGUGGACUUUCCUCAUGAUCCCGCCCAUCACCAUUAUGCUCGUCAAUAUCAUCGCCAUUGCCGUGGCAGUGUCCCGCACGCUGUACAGCACCAUUCCCGAGUGGAGCAAGCUGGUCGGCGGUGUGUUCUUCAGUAUCUGGGUGCUCACGCAUCUGUAUCCCUUCGCCAAGGGGCUCAUGGGACGCCGAGGCCGCACUCCCACCAUCGUGUACGUCUGGGCCGGCUUGUUGGCUAUUGUCAUCUCGCUUCUCUGGGUGACUCUCAGUCCUCCCUCCAAUUCGCAAGGGCUCACCGGCAACAACUCGUUCCAGUUCCCUUGAGUUUUGAGGCUUGAUGCAUUCAGGAAGCGAUUGCGACUGACAGAAAAGAAAACGCAAAUAAGAACACUCUGCAGCUUCCUCGGCAUCAAAGAGUCGGUCUAGAGUGGCUAACACAUUCAUCGUCGUCGUCGUCGUCAUCGACCACGGAUUCCAACGGUUUUCAAGUGCGCUGUGCCGUGGUUCUAAUUGGAUCGGAGGAGCGAGGGAAUAAAUCGAUCGAGACGGCCCAUCGGAUCCGCAACUUUCUGAACUUCCAAACUUUUCCUUAACGUUCUGCCAAUGAGAACACCAGAGAAAGAGAGAAAGAAAUAAGGGUCAAGGGUGUGUGGAUAUGUGAGUGCACGAGUGUAUAUGAAUAUGAAUAUGCACAUGUACAUACAUCAUCUAUUUCUGAGAGAACGGGGCCUAACUUCGAAAGUUUAGAAGAGUAUAAAUCGUUUCCAAAGUAGACAACGAAAGUGAUAAGCCCGAUCGGGUAGCUUGCGUCUGCAUAGAAUUUCCAACUGUUGUACAGACAACUGUUGUACAGACGAUGUCAUACUUUGGUGGCCAGUCACUAGAAAUUGCUCCAUCACACCUCAUGAUUGAGUCUCACUUCACUAGCUGUAGUUGAAAGCCUCUUGGACCUCGACAGAGAGACAACCUCCUCUCUCUUUCUGCGUAGACUCUAGAUCUUAGCGUCUUAAACCCUGCGCUCUGACCUGGUCCCAUUUCUCCUCUGCGUCACGAUACCCUCGAAAAUCCUUUCAACUGACUAUUCUUUCAUUCAUUCUUUCAUUCUUUCCGUCACUCCCCCAUUGGGAACGCGAUGCUGAUGUACAUUUUAUACCACGCUCAGGUGGUCACUCCUGUAUGGUCAUUAUGCAUCCAGUGAGUUUAGCGCAGAUUAUGUAUAUAAGAUGUACACUACACGGCCCUUACUAGAAGGCUCACCCUGUAAGUAGGACAAUAAUGGAGCCAGCCAUGGCUGUAUUAUUUUUUUAAUACUUGCAAUCUAUAAAAGAUCCCUCCAUCUGGAGACUUGGUAAAGCUCCUCCAGUUUUUAAAC
Messenger RNA from Marchantia polymorpha subsp. ruderalis, 5106 nucleotides. Lineage: Eukaryota; Viridiplantae; Streptophyta; Marchantiopsida; Marchantiales; Marchantiaceae. The record is from the annotation of a GenBank genome assembly.